Messenger RNA from Larimichthys crocea (large yellow croaker), 1525 nucleotides. RefSeq lists its product as uncharacterized. NCBI's taxonomy places the organism in Eukaryota, Metazoa, Chordata, Actinopteri, Sciaenidae. The record is from RefSeq and is a predicted model, not a curated record. Bases 696 to 1409 code for a protein of 237 amino acids. Gene Ontology annotation, biological process: response to bacterium. The transcript is spliced from 6 exons.
ACUGAAAAGCAUUCAUCUAUCAGUUUGUCCAUUAGAGUACCAAAUACUCAUUCAAUAUGCUGACCACCUACCUAUGUCUCUCUACAGACUGUUUCUGCAUUGGUUCAGGAUGAGCUCGGUAGUCAGCAGGAACAAGUUCAAAUGCGAAGACUUUCUCGGACUGAGCAAUGCACAUCAAGAAAGACAGAAGCCUUGAUACAACUCUGGAGGAUCUUUAACAAUCUCAGCACCACACAAAGGAAAAACCUCCCCACCAUCAAGAUUGGAUCUCUGGAUCAGUGUUGGAGGUCAAAGCAGGAGACUAACCGGGAAGUGCUCUACAGGCCACAUGAUGAGGACACUGACAGUUUGACAGACUACAUUAACUUCUGUACAGAGAACACUGUGCCUACCAGGAAGAGACAGUGUUACUCCAACAACAAAUCAUGGGUGACCCCUGGGCUAAAGGCCCUGCUGAAGAGGACUUUCAGUUCUCGGGGACGAAGAGAAGAGCUGAGGAGGGUACAGACACAAACCACCAUCAUACACUGACCCUCACUGAGCGUCAAACCAAUAGAAAACAACCACAGAAGAAAAUGUUCCAUUCAACCAGCCAAUCACACUUUACAUUUCCUUUGAUGGAAAGUCUACGCACGUCAUGACAUCCGGUAGUGAGACGUGUUUCUUUGUCAUUUGAGUCUCGGCCAUCUUCACACAUGGACGUGCUGCACAUUCUUCUGAUCGCUCUCUUCGGAGUUGUUUCUUACAGUCAUGGUCAGAUUUCUGGAUCAGAGUUGGAGGUGACAGCCAGACCAGGAGACAACGUCACUCUCUACUGUGACUGCAAAAAAUCAAGUGGAGUUUACAUCGUGUGGUACAGGAACUGCUCUCAUGAGAACCAACCUUCUCUUGUCCUAUCAUACGAGUUUACAUCAAAACUAAUGUCUGAUCAUAUAAAUCCCAUUCCUCGUUUCUACUUUGUGAGAAAUGAUUCCUCGUAUGACCUGAUGAUCAUGAACGUCACUGAUUUGGAUGAAGGUCUCUACUACUGUGGAAAAUCCAUUGGUCGCAGAGGUGAAUACAGAUAUGGCAACAUCACAACAAGGAUCAUAAUCAAAACCAGUGAUCAAGAUCCUCCACGAGACUGUGGUUUGUGCCGGAUGCUGCUGUUCUCUCUGUGUCCAUCGUUUGCUGUUCUCUCCUCUCUCCUCUCCUCUCUUGUGGUUUAUCGCCUCUGUAACAAAAAAGCUAAAGAAACUCAAGUUGAUCGGCGACAGCCUGAAACCAGAGGACUGAAUCAGGAUGAAGAUGUGUGUUACGCUGCGCUGGAGAUCCGUCAGACAUCAAACAGACCAAAGAAGAAGAAAACCCAGAGUUCUGACUUCAGCACCUAUUCUGCCAUCAAUACUUCGAGGGCGUCGAGGGCCUGAAACUAAAGAAAAUGAAUCGUCUGAUGGUGACUGGUAAUGAAUAAUCUGUAGGGAUGCAUAGAGACCAUUCUGUCCAUCAUUGUUAGUGAUAUGUAUGAAAAUGUAUAAGCAUCAAA